UGGCAACCACACUGUCGGACAGAGAAAUGCUCCCACGGAACCAAAUAGGUCUGUGAGACAGACACAUACCAUGUGCACCUCCGGCCCCCUCGAAUCGUACCGAUGGCACCCAGGAACCUUCCUACAGGAAAGAAACCCUUGGACUGCCAUACCGAUGGGGGUUGCCACAUGGGAGGGGGCGGGCGUGGGAGUGCUGGGAUUGGGGAGGUCCUAGAUCCAAACCCUUGCCCUUGCAGUGGGUCCCAGGGACAUCCUGCUGUGCAACAGAAGGGACGACAUCUAGUCACUGUCCUUGGAACCCAAGGGAGGAGCAUGGGAGAAAAACAGGAGGGAUAGACAUGUCCGAUGGGAUCACUCUGGGGCGAACCUGCAAAGGAUGCCCUUCGAGGCAGCGACAGUCCAGAAAGAGCCAUGACAACAAAAACCCCAAGAAAGCAUCUCAGCCUUCACCGAGGAAGGCGUCCGGGUCGAGACGGCUGCCCCUCGCUCGGCAAAAGAGACAGACCGAAGGACGCCGCGGAUUCGGUCAAGCUCUCCAAGCCUAGCCACAUCGGACCCGACCUAACGACCGGGCGUGGAUGAAGUCACGAGGAGAAAGACGUGAUUCCCUUUGAACUGAUUCACUCGCCGAGUUAUCUUCCUGCACACACGUGCGGCAUGCAGAUCCACUCUGCUCUGCCAAAGGCUCCACUCCUACGCUGGACAUCCCCAGCCUGGCACUUCAAACCCACUCACACCCGAGGCAUUGUGUCAGCAGAGAUUCGGGAUCGAUAUGUCUAUCCAUUUCCUUAGCUAUUUCUCCUAUUGUGUGUGUGUGUGUGUGUGUGUGUGUGUGUGUGUGUGUACAUCCAUGAAGAGAGAGAGCGAGAGAGAGAGCGAGAGAGACUGAGAGAGUGUGAGAGAGAAAGAGAGACUGACAUGGACGCAUGUCUUUAUCCAUUCAGCUCAUUGGUUGCAAUCGCUCUUCUUACUUUUCCCAUUGAUUUGGGGGCCCCCUGACACACGGAGUUGCGGUCUGGCCAGUGCUCUAUCACCCAAGGCAGCCCUGGCCCCCGCCACAGCACUGACCGGGAGAGACCCUUCAGCCUGGCAGCCACGUGGGAACUCCCUGAGAGCUUGCUGGAGGAGACCAAUCCACCACAGUCCUUAACUCAUCAGACCUGGACUCGGCCAGGCCUCCAUAGCCUGGUGCCCUCCUGACAAGGGAGGCUCCUCCGGAGAGGCGAGAAGGACACUUCCCUCAGCCUCCCGAGUGCACCCAUGCACGGGGCUUAGCCCAGCUGCCCACGCUCUUGCCACCGAAGCCCCGCCCCCCCAUGCAGUCCUCGGCACCCCCCUCCUUCUCACUUGCCGACGCAACCCCUGAUGGGGAGGGGCUUGACCAGGGCCAGCUUCUCACGGUCCAAUCCCGAGGCUGUGCGGGUCUGGGCGCCUGCCUCGAGAGGACCCCCGGGCACGCCAACACCCAGGACAUGCUUCAAGCCUUCGAAACCCACUGCCACCCCACCAGGCUGCCCAUCCACCGCCAAAUCCGGAAGGCACACCUCUGCCCUCCGCCUGACAGGAGGUGUCUUGCAGGAGAGAGUCCCUGGGGCCCAGGACACAGCCGCACAUCCUCUGGGUGCUUGCCGUGGGUGCGCUCCGCUCAACACUCCAUCCGCCCCAAGGCGGGGCCUGCCCAUUUGGAGCCUUGCAGCUCUCACCUGUUCCAGCCUCCUCCUCGGAGCCGCACCUGGGGCCAGAAGGGGCUCGGGCGCCCUCGUGUGGACAUCUGCUCGAACAGCCCCUCGCAGGCUUCCCUCUCUCUGGCUCAGCAGUCCCUGGGGCUGCAUUGUCUGGGGCCCAGAGGACGGUGGGCUCUCCUUCCCCCACUCUCUCUCGGGAAAGACCAAGAAGGGCCCGGCCACGUAGGUGCUCGCUCUCGCGCUCGCUCUCUCUCGCUCUCUCUCACUCUCUCUCGCUCUCUCUGUCUCUCGCUCUCAAGGCCUUUCGGGGUGCAGAGGCCAACCUCCACCAGGCCUCGCUCUGGAAACCCUUCUCUCCACAUCCACCAGGGCGUGCCAGCCUGCUUCCUUUUGGAUAGAGCCUUGCCCACAGGCCUUUCGGGGUGCAGAGGCCAACCUCCACCAGGCCUCGCUCUGGAAACCCUUCUCUCCACAUCCACCAGGGCGUGCCAGCCUGCUUCCUUUUGGAUAGAGCCUUGCCCACAGGCCUUUCGGGGUGCAGAGGCCAACCUCCACCAGGCCUCGCUCUGGAAACCCUUCUCUCCACAUCCACCAGGGCGUGCCAGCCUGCUUCCUUUUGGAUAGAGCCUUGCCCACAGGUAUGGAGGAAGAUGGGUGCGUGUGAGGAUGGAACGAGUAUGUCUGUCUGCCUUUUUCCCCUUUGAUUCCUUCCUUCGUCCCGUUCAGUCUGGCCUCGAGGCUUUCCUUCUUCCUUGUCUGUUCUGGCCGGUUGUCUCUUUCCCUUCUCUCUCCAAAUGGAUUGACCCCACCUGGAGUGCGCCCGAUUGGGAUCCCCAUCCAUGUCUGCCAAGGCGCGGUGCUGACCCAACCCACCCCACCGACCAAGUCAGCCCCUCUCCCAAGGGGGCCAGAAGGGAACCCAGGGAGCCCUUUCUUGGGAUCAGGUCAUAGCGCAGCUUGCAUAGGCCCGGCCUGCCUCUAGCUCACACCCUCUCAGCCGGUGCCUAGAAGGAAGAGAAGAGCCUCCCAAGGAAAGGCAAAGGGGGGUUCCUGAGCCCUCGGGAGAGACUCUGCCCCGCGCUUGGCACCGCUGCUCUCCCUGAGAGCUCCGUCCGUUUUGGCCCCUGCCAUGCACGCCUCACGCCUCGCAGGCACAGUGCGCGCACCCCGAAACCCAGGUCACGCUGGGCUUCCCAGUGGAACAGCUCAAGCACUCAAACCAGGAAGGAGAACCCAAAACCACCAACCCAGGUGACACGUGGGGCGGAGGCCUGAAUCCACGCGGCCCGUAUCCGGAGAGCCAGACGGCAUCCAGCGCCGGACGAAGCACACCAUCCCUGAUUCCUAGAGAAGUCCAAGUCCCAACGAGGCCGAGGGUCCUCUUCAGCCCUGUCCCCGUGGCCACGCUUAGGAGGCCUUUGAAUGACAGCCCCUGGGCGGAGUGUGGCAAAGAAGGUGCCCUCCCACGGGGUGGGUGUGUCCGGCCCUUUGGUCAACCGCUACGGACCCCAAGGUCCACGGCAUCCCCAAAGAACCCUGGAAUGACCAUCAGACCCAGCACUACCCCUCACGGCCCUGUCUCCAAAAACACGUCCUCUUCCACAACUUAAACGCCCCCACUAGGUUCAGGCAGCCCUCUGCCCAGGAGCAACGCAAGGAAACACAUUCGAUGUCCAUGGACAGAUGAUCGGACUAGGAAGCAGACGUCCCCAGACACAACGGAAGUGGAUACAGCCACCCAAGUGCGCAGACACAGGGGCCGGUGGCAACCACACUGUCGGACAGAGAAAUGCUCCCACGGAACCAAAUAGGUCUGUGAGACAGACACAUACCAUGUGCACCUCCGGCCCCCUCGAAUCGUACCGAUGGCACCCAGGAACCUUCCUACAGGAAAGAAACCCUUGGACUGCCAUACCGAUGGGGGUUGCCACAUGGGAGGGGGCGGGCGUGGGAGUGCUGGGAUUGGGGAGGUCCUAGAUCCAAACCCUUGCCCUUGCAGUGGGUCCCAGGGACAUCCUGCUGUGCAACAGAAGGGACGACAUCUAGUCACUGUCCUUGGAACCCAAGGGAGGAGCAUGGGAGAAAAACAGGAGGGAUAGACAUGUCCGAUGGGAUCACUCUGGGGCGAACCUGCAAAGGAUGCCCUUCGAGGCAGCGACAGUCCAGAAAGAGCCAUGACAACAAAAACCCCAAGAAAGCAUCUCAGCCUUCACCGAGGAAGGCGUCCGGGUCGAGACGGCUGCCCCUCGCUCGGCAAAAGAGACAGACCGAAGGACGCCGCGGAUUCGGUCAAGCUCUCCAAGCCUAGCCACAUCGGACCCGACCUAACGACCGGGCGUGGAUGAAGUCACGAGGAGAAAGACGUGAUUCCCUUUGAACUGAUUCACUCGCCGAGUUAUCUUCCUGCACACACGUGCGGCAUGCAGAUCCACUCUGCUCUGCCAAAGGCUCCACUCCUACGCUGGACAUCCCCAGCCUGGCACUUCAAACCCACUCACACCCGAGGCAUUGUGUCAGCAGAGAUUCGGGAUCGAUAUGUCUAUCCAUUUCCUUA
Messenger RNA from Sus scrofa (pig), 4239 nucleotides. Lineage: Eukaryota; Metazoa; Chordata; Mammalia; Artiodactyla; Suidae. The record is from RefSeq and is a predicted model, not a curated record.